AUGAAGAUCCUGGACGCCGGCACCGAAGUCCUCGACGACUACGAUGUCCUCAAGUUUAUUCGCGACAAGCGCGCUCAAAUCAAAGCCGACAAGGACCAAGCAAAAGAAGAAGGUCGUCCAAACACACACCGGCCCGCCAACUUCAUGAAGUCAUUGCAGAAGCACGAAGAACAUCUCAGCGACAAGGACCGUCCUUUCUUGAACAAUCCCAGAUACGACAACGACUCGCAAUACCUGAACAAGUUGAUGCAAACCCUGGGUCCGAGAGUGCAUCUGACAAAGUCCGAGUACUUGAUCCUCGCCAAUCAACGCCCCUACAGACGCGCCCACCUUGCUGCCAUGAUCGAAGACGCCGAUACCCGCUUCACUCCAGAAGAGCAAAACUUCAUUAGAGAUACCGUGGCCGAGAUCUUGGGCUUCCCCGAAGAAGAGGGCGCAAACUUGGACGCCAAACCUGUUGAAAUCAAAGGAUGA
Messenger RNA from Aureobasidium melanogenum CBS 110374, 474 nucleotides. RefSeq lists its product as uncharacterized. The transcript is spliced from 3 exons. Gene Ontology annotation, molecular function: nucleotide binding. Gene Ontology annotation, biological process: transcription initiation at RNA polymerase III promoter. NCBI's taxonomy places the organism in Eukaryota, Fungi, Ascomycota, Dothideomycetes, Dothideales, Saccotheciaceae. Gene Ontology annotation, cellular component: RNA polymerase III complex. The record is from RefSeq and is a predicted model, not a curated record. Bases 1 to 474 code for a protein of 157 amino acids.